Messenger RNA from Rubroshorea leprosula, 1400 nucleotides. The record is from the annotation of a GenBank genome assembly. Lineage: Eukaryota; Viridiplantae; Streptophyta; Magnoliopsida; Malvales; Dipterocarpaceae.
GAUUUCGAUCUGUUCGAAGUUUGAAUUCUUAACUUUCUCUCUCCGGCGGCCUGAAUCGUGGUGGUCAUUCCGAUUCUUGGUUGGAAUAUUAAAGGUUAUAGUGAUAUAAUCACUCGUCUCUCAUUGACUUGAACUGAAUGUGCUUACGGGUGAUGGGAAUUUCCAUAUCUUACUCGUUUAGUUUUAGAUGCUGCUGUGGAUAUUGUUUUUAGAACCUUGCAACUGAUGAUCCAAAGAGACAUUACGAUGAAGGGAUACAUCAUAUAGAUGCAAAUGUUGGAUACUGUCUUGUACCAAAACCAAAUUAGGGGGCUUAUCAUAUUUUGGUGGGUGCUGGAAUGGACGGGUGUGAUGCAACAGAUGAUGAGAGGAUUUUGUGUUGAACUGAAAACAAGUCGUGAGGUAACUUGAUGCCAACUUUUGUUUUCUAUUCUUUGCCUCGUGUUUCACAUUCUGCUUUGAAUUAUAUAAUAUUGCUUAACAGAACUUUUGUUUGCAUGUGGUUUGUGUUUUUCAUUCAUUUUCUAUCAAUUUUUGUGCUUUUCUAUGGGCUUUCUGGUUUUCAUUUGCAUAUGCUAAGUUUCUGAAUUUUUGUAAGAUCUCUCAGCAUGUUGCAACCUUUGCAUUCUUUCUAAUAUUUUUUUAUAUUUAAAAUGCUAAACAGAUGUUAUGCUGUUGAGUCUGUUCUCUAUCAUGUACUGGAUGUUACAUUUCUUUCUGUAUGCUUGCUACAGCCUUCUUGUUACUGUUUUCGAAGUUAGUUUCAAUGACUUUCUCGUUUGUGCCAGUUGAAUUUGAAUGAUAGGUCCUAACUCAUAAGGCACAUUUGGUUGUCUUCAACAGCAUCUAAUUUAAUAAUAAUAAGUUUGAUUUUAACUUUUAUGGCUUAUGUUUACAGGUUCAAAAUUGUCUAUCUUUAAAUGCAGAUCCUUUUAAAUUUUAAGUACAAUAACUAAAAUUUAGCUCUUUAACUUUCUUCUAUUUUCUUAAUGGUUUAUUGAUUUUCUAUGUUUGAAGAAUUAAGCCUUAAUGAUUUCAUUAGGGAUUAUUCUAUUAGUCAAUUUGUUGUCUUUGGUUUCUUACUCACUUAUGAGUUUCAUUGGUUUGGUUUACUUAUGCCGUUCACCUGAGCUUAUGGAGAGAUGAACCAUGCGGAGCCACGUGUCCUUCAGUCCAAAGCAUUAGUGCUUGAGAUCUCCUUUUAUCUUUAUUUAUUUAUUUAUUUUGUUCUUUUAUAUUCUUUUAUCAUGAAUUGUAUAAUUCAACUUGUGGAUUGGAAUUUGCUCUGUAUUUAGUUUUAUACAAACUCAUCAGUUCACCACGCUCACACACAGCACUCAACAUGCGCAGUCAGCAAUGUCACUACAUGUGCAAAAUUCUAAUAAUCUAAGAGAUAACAU